AUGAAAUACUCCCCCUGGUACCACCAGUGUAUUGCUUAUCCGAUCCAGGCCCUGAAUGCUGCCAUAAAGCUGGAGGAGUAUACCAUCACCGACCGCGGCACGUUCCUCUCAAUUGAACAGGAUGUCGCGAGUAAGGCUGUUAUCUUCAAGGCUUCUACUGAUGAGCCUUCUGACCCGCUUCUCAACCCUGCUCAUAUCCUUGUCGGCAAGAAUGCCGAGUACGAGAAGAUGGCUGAUAAGUUCGCUCAGUGGGCUAUCGGCUCUGAGGGCCAGAAGGUUAUCACUGGAUUUAACAAGAAUGGCCAGCAGCUGUACACCGGUGCGCCUGCUAACCGGACGGCGCAGUUCUAA
This is a messenger RNA of Penicillium cosmopolitanum, 351 nucleotides long. RefSeq lists its product as uncharacterized. The record is from RefSeq and is a predicted model, not a curated record. The transcript has a single exon. NCBI's taxonomy places the organism in Eukaryota, Fungi, Ascomycota, Eurotiomycetes, Eurotiales, Aspergillaceae. The coding region runs from base 1 to 351 and encodes 116 amino acids.